CAUGGCGGUUUCGAAGAUCAUUUGCUUACGAGUGCAGCUGAUGCGCGAAAGAAAUGACUUUUCCACAUGUCCAGCUGUUCCUCAUCGUCCCUGACCGUAUUAGUUGCUGCGGUGCCUCUCUUCUAACGACAAAAGUAUUUUGUACAGUUCGGUGCAGAGAUGGGUCGAGGAGGCCAGGUACCCUGUGUGGCAACGACACGUAAAUCCGUCGUGUUGGGUUGUCGCCGCAGCUUGGCAGAUGGCUAUUUUAAGCGCUCGCUAACGUAGCCGCCCCGCAUCAAGAUGUUCUCUCGGCUAGCCACCGCAUUUUCUAAUGCGGUGGAUGCUUUAGCGCCACCGCUUCCGUUACACGAGGAGUUUCAGUGGCAUUGGACGGCGAUCAUGAAGUUCUACACCGACCGCAACUCGAACAGCAAGAAACCCAUAGAGCUGACAGGUUUGGCCGGGCGCCUCGAAGAAAUGUCGAAGAUACUAGAGCAGGAGGAAGCCGAACUUGGAAGUGAAAACAUGGGGCCAUGUAUGGAGCACUUCUUGCAGCACAAGAUGCUCGAACAAAUGAGCGCGUUGUCGAGAGCGGACACUCCCCCCGGAAUCAAGAAGUGCGUCCUUGUGUUCACCACGCGGCUUCUGUCCAACAGCAAACAAGUGUUGUUGCCGCAGAUGGGGAUCUACACUGCCGUCCAAAAGCUCAUCGGUCUUUGCGGCGAGGUUCUGGCUGCGCCUACGGAACGAGAAGAGGCUGGCUUUCUUAACAUCGUAUGCCAGAAAAUCCGAGCCGACCCCAGCAUCCUCACUUGCUUCUUACCAACAGUGCAUGAAGAGAGGCAUCGAUCGUCCAUUCCAAAUGGAAAGCAACCAGACGGAAGCUGUGGUGACACGUCUGCCUUGUCAUUCCCAUUGCUUCGGGCCUGCCUCACCCUAAUGGAGAGUGCCGACUCUGACGUUUCUACGCUCGCAGCAGAGUGCCUUAUAUUGUGCAUGUCUAACCUAGGCGACGAAGUCGCGCACUACGUAAUCGCCAAGUCUAACAUGUGUUCCAGUGUGAUUCUUCACCUAGUCAAGCUCUAUUGUGCCAUACCUCACACAUUGAAAGCAGCCGACAUUGACGAAGCUGUGACUUCUUGGAGUGCAGAUACCGUUACUUCCAGUGGUUCAGCAGACCAUCAAGUUCUGGCACCUGGGAAGCGGAAACUGCUUUGCUUCUUUAAGUGGCUGGGCUUCACGGACACCUUGGUUGAGCUGUCAAAUGCCAUCGUAGGUGCUGAGCUAGGCAAGACAUUCUUGGAAGACUUUCUACAGGGUCCUCUCUUCGACGACUUCACCAAAGCCGAGUCUGAAGAGAGCUUCCUUUUCAUCACUUCACUAGUCACCACUUGCUUGCGCAAUCUUAAUUCAAAAGACUUGGUUGCCACUGUCGGAAGCUUCUUGUUAGGUGAACAGAAGGGAUCCAGUGCUUCACCAAAGGACAUGCUGUUGGAGCGUGGCCGGGAUCCUAACGCUUCUCCCCAGCUUGUGCUCACCACCCUUCAGGCCUUUGAAGAGCUAUUGCAAAGGCCUUCGAAGGAGAUUCUAGAUAGCUUACUGCUCAGCCACCUUGUUGGCCGCAACUACCAAAGUGACGUCGCUGCCGAAGCUUUUGAUUUCAGUGACGACGACCAGGAGGGAUUGUGCAAUCGUGUGGGUAAGGCAAACAUGAGUGAUUUUGAAAUUUCACCCGGAUCGUCACCAGUUAGCCGCACAUUCGCGCCUGCGCAGAUUCAUCGCAUUCUCAAUUGCUUCCUAAUGCUCUUGCCCGACGAAAUAAAGUCGUGCGAGGAGACUGACUCUGGCUACGACGCGUACAUUUCUGACGCGCACCGGCAGUACCAGGACAUGCUUGCAGUCACCGACGGUUGGGAGUGGCCUAGCGAGCCCGUAAGAGAAGAACCGCCCAGUGCCGAGGACGACCAGAGCUCUGAUUCGCAACCUGAGGCUGACAGCCUUCACCACGGGUACUACGAAGGUCCCUUUCUGUCCAUGCUGUUGGACCGCAUUGAAAACAUGCACAGACAGCCGUACGAUGUGAACCUGCUGGUAACCUCCCUCAUCUCGCGGCUCGCGCUGUUUGCCCAUCCAAACCUUCACGAGUACCUGUUGAACCCGCUGCUUCCUUUGGCCCCUGGGGCGAGAUCGUUGUUCACUGCCCUCCUCAAGGUUGUGGAGGAGAUUCAGGUUGCAGUUCAUGGCAUGGAAAACCUCAAGCGCAAGCUCAUGUUGACACGCAAUGCACUUCUCAAUGACAGUGGUGACGACUCCGCACUGGGAGAUGAAUCCAGUGUCUUGGAAGCCAUCAUCGUUCUUGAGGAGUUUUGUAAAGAACUUGCAGCUGUGGCCUUUGUCAAGUACCAUGCAGCUGCAUAACGGGCUGGACUGUGGCUUUUUCUCUGUGUAAAAUGGACAAAGAAAGAAUGCCGUGUGAAAAGGCAAAAACAUGCACGAACUUCAAAGAAGGUUUACAUGGUGGUGAUUGAGCCAUGGCUCAAUCUUUUAUAACACACUUCAGCACCGUGCUUUUAUUUUUGCUUUUGUUUUUCCGGUCAAUGAAAGCUGUAGUGGAAGCAUUUACCAUUAAGUAGGUCAUGUUCAUGAUUACUUUGCUGCUGACGGCAAGUUUUUACGUUUGUCAGAACUGCAGCACAGCAAAGCAUUAUUUUUCACUGACUGCAGGCACUUAUGCCUUUUUUAGCUUUAAAAGAUUUUUGCAAAAAUGAGCAAGGUCCUUCAAUGGCGCCUUGAGCAUCUGUGUAUACAACAUACUGAUGUAUUUCUGUACUAGAAGAUAGCAUUUUUUGUGCUCUUCAUUUUAUCGCUGUGGGAUAUUGUUGCACAGUCCAUAUACUGCGCUGUCAUUUCGCACAACAUGUACGGCAGUGUGGUGCCUUUGCGUGGCAUACGAGAGAGUACUUUAUCGAAAAAGCGCACAGGGUUUUCAGUGGCAUUGCAGGAUUUUCACUUGAACGGCACAACUGUUACAGAGGCCAGUGUACUGCAAUAGACUGAAAUUAUGCGUGUUUAGCUUUGCCGAUUUCUGGCGUAAGCGUGAAGUAUAUUUUAGUGAUGCUAGAGAAAAUACAAAGUUUAUUUGAUUUUUUUAAAGACACAAAGUGAAGAUGAUUGAUUAUAUGUCUCUGUGAACAUUUUAAAAACGAUGUAACAAAAGUCACUUGUAAAAUAAAGUGAAAACUGCCUGUUCAUUGUCAGAAUUUUAAAAAAUUGCUGUCGGAUGUUUUCAACUUCUUAUGCUAUGAAAUAAAUGCGACCCUCAUUUUUUUGUUUGCUUCA
Rhipicephalus microplus (southern cattle tick) is the source of this 3321-nucleotide messenger RNA. RefSeq names its product FHF complex subunit HOOK interacting protein 2A. Lineage: Eukaryota; Metazoa; Arthropoda; Arachnida; Ixodida; Ixodidae. The record is from RefSeq and is a predicted model, not a curated record.